AUUUCCUGUGCAGUAACAUUGAAACGUGAUCAGAUAUGUAAAAAUUGCUUGUAGUUUUAUUGCUUUUGUUAGAAGCAAUGUUGGAUAUAAUUUUUUGAAAUGCAUUUUUUGUCGUACUUCAUAUUGAUGUUGUCAAUUUUCUUUCAAUUCAUACAAAGUAACGUGAUCGGUAAAAACAACGUCGACUUAAUAGCAAACAAUAUUGAUACGCUUAUAAAACCUUUAAGAAAAAUAUACGGUCUAUUCCCAAAUCGGGAGUUUGAAAUGCAAUUUGAUUUCGAACAAGUGAACUACGAUGGAUCCAGAGGGACCAAUAACAAACAUAAGACACAUUCGAUAAUGAGGACUAAAAAUGUUUCUGAAGCUGCCAUGACUCCUGAAUCAAACGCCUUAACAACUGAAGAUCCAGGAAAAAAAAUUGUCCGUAUGGAUGACCUAAAGAAGGCUUUGGAAGAAUAUGAGAAAAAGCAUUCUCAAAUUGAUUGCAAUACAAAGGCGCCGACAGUCGAGUCUUUCUCGAUGUCAAGCAUUAAAGAUAAUCCUUCGCUAUCGGACGUGCUGCGAUUAAUUAAAAAGGGUGCGGUAUUACAGAACUUUACACCGAAGCCUGACGAAGGAGGUUUCAGUUGGGUCAAAAUAAAAGUUCCAACUGUAUAAAUAUGACCUAUGCUGGUAUAUAAUUUAAAAAAAAACUACUUUAUAUACCUAGUUCUAUCAUGUUAUAAUAUAUUUACAUAUGCCUGAAUAUUUAUUUAUUUAAAAAGUGA
Messenger RNA from Danaus plexippus (monarch butterfly), 767 nucleotides. RefSeq lists its product as uncharacterized. The record is from RefSeq and is a predicted model, not a curated record. NCBI's taxonomy places the organism in Eukaryota, Metazoa, Arthropoda, Insecta, Lepidoptera, Nymphalidae. Bases 100 to 657 code for a protein of 185 amino acids. The transcript is spliced from 8 exons.